AUGGAAGCGGGCCGGCUUCCGUUGCUUGCCAAGCACCGCCAGGCUUCGCCUGCUCGUCGCCUUGGAAGCUCCAUCUGGGCCCGUAUCACGGCAAUCGCGGCCGUGUCGGCGCUCGUCUUCUGGGGGCUCACCCAGGACGGAUUCUUCUUCCAUGCGGCACCGAUGCCUCCUGUCUCUGGGAGCAAACUGGUGCCACUGGAGGCACAUAUUAUGAGCAAGUGCCCUGAUGCCAGGGACUGCCUGCACGACCUCAUCCUGCCGGCCAUGCAGCAGGUCUACGAGAAGACCAACUUUACGCUCUCGUUCAUCGGACAGCAAGCAGCCGACGGUGGCGUCGAGUGCAAACACGGGCCGGCCGAAUGCAUGGGCAACAUCAUCGAACUGUGUGCCAGCAGGCUCUACCCAGACCCCAAGAUCUACCUCGGCUUCACCAUGUGCCUCUUCCGCGACUACCAGGACAUCCCGGAGCAGAGCAUUGUGGAGGACUGCGCGCUGGAGCACGGCAUCGACAUUGAGGCGAUCAACGAAUGUGCCACGCUCGAUGACGGCGAGCACGGCAUGGAUCUGCUGCGUCGCAGCAUCCGGCAUAGCAAGGACGCCGGAGUGACGUACAGCUGCACGGUGCGGCUGGACGAACAGGUGUACUGCAUCCGGGACGACGGCCAGUGGAAGGAAUGCCCGUCGGGCGGUGGGGUGAACGAUCUGGUCUUGGCCGUGGAGAAGCUGUGGCGGCAGGCGAAUGAGUAG
This is a messenger RNA of Grosmannia clavigera kw1407, 747 nucleotides long. RefSeq names its product gamma interferon inducible lysosomal thiol reductase. Bases 1 to 747 code for a protein of 248 amino acids. Lineage: Eukaryota; Fungi; Ascomycota; Sordariomycetes; Ophiostomatales; Ophiostomataceae. The transcript has 3 exons. Gene Ontology annotation, molecular function: oxidoreductase activity, acting on a sulfur group of donors, disulfide as acceptor. The record is from RefSeq and is a predicted model, not a curated record.